AUGUUUCACACCUUCGAAGGCUUCGAGAAUCCCGGACUGUCCAAUCCGACCCGGGGACGCAACCAGCGUCAACCGUCCGUUGGCCGCCGAGUUACGACUCUUCGGGCUUGCACCUCUUGCCGGCAUCGCAAGAUCAAAUGUGACGGAGAAAAACCAUGUGAAGCAUGCAGAUGGUACAAGAAGGCCGAUCAGUGCCAGUAUUCAGACCCUCGGCCCUCUCGCAGACACGUGGAGAAACUGUCAACUACAUUGGACGAGUUCCGUGGGGUGCUGGAGAAGUUGUUUCCCGGAUUUCCAGCUGAAACCCUGGUGAAUUUACCACGCGAGACGCUGUUAGAUUUGGUGGGCAAGGGCCCGUCGCAUGUGCAGACGCAUCCGCCCCAUCCAGCCUCGCCGGCCACUUCUGCAUCAGCCGAGGCCCACACAUCCCCGGCGUCUAGUGAAGAUGGCAACCUCGAGUCCCUUCAGACAAUCCCUGAUCAUACAAGCCCUCUGCGCCCUUCGAAAAGCUCAGCUUUUCCGAGUGGUAUCUCGGACGAUGUCAAUGCAUUGUCCCUCUCGGCUCAGCAGCCAUCCUCAUACCUAGGUGUGUCUUCAAUACAUGCGGUGCUCAAGGUCAUCGUAUGGUUGGACCCUGGAUCUCUCACCCACCUUUCACGCACUCCUGCACCUGGUGGUCGUAGAGGGUCCAUUGACCUGUCUUCUUCUCCAGGGAGCCAGAACUGGCAGAUCCAUGGGAUGCAGCCGCCCCUCGCGACCCCAGAAUCCCGGCGGGCCUCAGAAUCCCAAUUGCUUGACGCAUACUUCACCUAUGUUCAGCCAUUUGUGCCAAUGUUAGAUGAGCAGACCUUCCGCGAGACCUACCAUAGCGGGAGGCGGACUGACGAACAAUGGUUGGCCCUCCUAAACAUUGUUCUUGCUUUGGGCAGCAUAGCGGCCAGUCCGGCACACGACACGUCGCAUCAGACUUACUUUUUGAAGUGUAAAGAGUACGUUAAUUUGGAGUGUCUGGGAUCUUCACACUUGGAAACCAUCCAGGCGCUUGGACUUAUGGGUGGCUAUUAUCUCCAUUAUACUAGCCAGCCCAACCUAGCCUAUGCGAUUAUGGGAGCCGCCUUGCGGAUGGCGGCAGCGUUGGGCCUGCACAAAGAGCUCUCCGAUAAUCAGAAUGGUGGAAAUAGAGAGAGACAGUCGUCCACAGAUCAAAAGCGCCGCGUGUGGUGGUCGUUGUUCUGUCUGGAUACAUGGGGAGGUAUGACUCUUGGGCGACCAAGCAUGGGCCGCCUGGGCCCGACUAUCACUGUCAAGCUGCCGCAUUAUCGCGAAAAGGGAAAUGUACUCGAUAUUUUACCACUAUUGGAGAAUGUGCGAUUCUGCAAAAUCGCAACCCAGAUCCAAGAGGGUCUAGCGGCGUCCCCACUAACCAAGUACCAUGAAAUGACCCAGCUGGAUAGCCAAUUGCUUGAAUGGUAUGACAAUCUGCCUUAUAUUCUCAAAGACCACGAGCCGUGUUCGGAAACCAUUGCCUUCACGAGGACGGUGAUGAAAUGGAGGUACUUGAAUCAGCGCAUGCUUCUAUACCGGCCUACUCUCCUCAGUUAUGCAAUGCGGCGGGUUCCGUACAUUGUCCUCCGGUCUGAAGAACGGAUGGCGAUUGAGCGAUGCAGAGAGAUCGCCGAGACGACGAUCCAUGACAUCGCUACCAGGGCUCAGGAACACCAGAUGUCGGGCUGGAAUGCGGUCUGGCUGAUUUUUCAAGCGGCAAUGGUUCCGCUCCUAGGACUCUUUCUAAGUGACAGCACUGUUGAUGAUCCUCGAGCGACCGUCGAGGCAUGCCAGGCGCAGGUGGAGACGACGAUGCUCGUUCUCGCGCGUCUGCAAUCAUGGAGUCCCACAGCCAAGUCCACAUUGGACGCUGUUCGACGGUUGUACGAAGCCAGCAAACGAAACUCGGCGUUGAUGAGUGCUUCGAGCAGCAUUGAUAACGGCAGCUGUUCGAAUAUGUGUGAGGAGGGUGUAUCAGGAGCCGCAGGGAGUCUGUUGUCGCAGGGUGAGUUCGGUCGGGGAGUCAUGGUGAGCCUCGAUAAUGGUUUCUUGGAUCCGUUCGAAGCGCCAUUCAUCGACGACUCGGCCGGGCAAUACUUAUGGGAUUUUCUGAGCUGGAGCGACAGCAACUUGCUGCAGGGAUUUACAGAUAUAGAUACUGGCAACCCUGGGAUUCUUGGCCCCGAAGGAAGACAUGUGAAGUACGGUGGAGACCCCAUUAUGCUGGGAGGACAGCUGAAUGACUCGACGUUCUUUGUGAGUCCUGCAGGACCAUUCUACUAG
Messenger RNA from Aspergillus saccharolyticus JOP 1030-1, 2328 nucleotides. RefSeq names its product putative C6 transcription factor. Gene Ontology annotation, cellular component: nucleus. Gene Ontology annotation, molecular function: zinc ion binding; DNA-binding transcription factor activity, RNA polymerase II-specific; RNA polymerase II cis-regulatory region sequence-specific DNA binding. The record is from RefSeq and is a predicted model, not a curated record. The coding region runs from base 1 to 2328 and encodes 775 amino acids. The transcript has 3 exons. Lineage: Eukaryota; Fungi; Ascomycota; Eurotiomycetes; Eurotiales; Aspergillaceae. Gene Ontology annotation, biological process: positive regulation of transcription from RNA polymerase II promoter by galactose; DNA-templated transcription.